CUUUUCCCAUUGCAAACAACACUCACAGUGAGCUUCUUUGCACUCCAAAGCUCCAAACUCUGGCAGCACUGCCCCAAAGCAAAGGUGGAAGAAAUAAAGUGAAAGCAUUCGCGUGAUAAAUAAUAAACCAAAGAGAACUUUCAGUUGUUGGCCAACGUUCUGUGCGUGUUGGGGACACUUUAUUUCGCAUUGCGGACCAUAGCCAGCCGCGACGGUAUAUUUGUUAAACGAAGAAAGUGUACACAAACCAACGAGCGCGCCAGUGAGCCCGAUCCAGUGCCAGCGACCAACGACUAGUGAGCUCCCCGGUGUUUGGAUUUGUUGUGUUAGCUAGAGGCGGACAUACAGACGUGCAUAAUACCGCACGUGUGUUUGUGUGCGUGCACGCGAGUGUGUGUGUGUGUGGGCAAAGUGGCAUAUUAAGUAGGGAAAAAAUAAUAAAGUGGCAAAGUGUUUCAAUAAGUGGAGCACGAAGAUUGCCCAGAGAAGAUCUCUAUGCCAAAUUUAUACAAAAAAAAAAACCUAAAGAAAUUCCCUCUUCUGUGCGUGCAAAAAUAUAUAGAAAUAAUUAAUUAAAGAAAAAAUCUGUUAUUAAAAUUUGUUUGGUAUUUGCUUUUUCGGCUAAACGAAGUUGAAGUGGACGGCUGUGGGUUUUGUGCUGUUCCCUAAGUAGCUGUCUGUCGGCACGGUAAAGCGGUAAAAAAAAGUGGGCGUGCGUAUAGGCGGGCGUGUCGUUGCUGGUGUAGCUACAGGAUUCGGUGUGUGCAUGAAUAUGGCGCCGAGCGUAUGUGUAACAAGUUUCCGUAUGUUAAUGCGACGUACGGAGCUGAGCAGUCAUCUCUACCGUGGACUGCGGCUAACACCAACGGGGCCGUACUUGCUGGUAAGUCAGCGUAUGGAGUCUUUAAAAUCUGUCAUACAGCCAUCAAAUGCUCGUGACUCAAAUUCAUGGAGCACAAGGAGAUAUUGUAAACAAAGCGACGAUACGUCAAAGGCGGAACAACCACAACGCACAGGCAAAACUAAAACUGUAAAUGAAAAUUCAGUGCCAACCGCCAAAGAGAGCAACCUUUUAUCAAAAAGCAUGCAAACACAUAAUUUAAAAAAACCACAUCAAACGCUUACAGCAGAUGAAACUCUCUCAAAAGUGGGCGACGAGCUUGCGCAGCUCAAACUCUCACAGUUACGCGCACAGCUGCGUGCUCAUGGCUUGAGUCCAGUUGGCAAAAAGGAUGUGUUGGUGCAGCGCUUGCAGAGCUAUCUGCAGUUGAAAGAGGAAAACCUUCCAAAUGCAAUAUCAACAGUUGCGCCGGAUAAGCCGGUAAAUGAAAGUGAAACAAGUGACAGUGAAAUGUCAACGCAACCUAAAGCGUCUGCUUCGCACGACGACACGCUACAUUACCGCGAAACACAGUUAAAUGAGGCAGAAGCACAACAUAAGGAAUAUGAAACCGGAACUGGAAAUUCUAAUGAUAAACACACAGAUGCCGUUUCGCUUGCCAAAAGAGAUCUCCCAUCAAAUCAGGCUACAGCAAAGCACACAAGCGAAAAUAUUGUGCCUUAUGAAGACACCCCGAACUGUAACAACACAGAACAGCACACUGAAAGAACGGCAAACACUGCCGGUUGGGUUUCCACUUCAGAUGGGUGCGGAGAAACCCGCACACAAAGAGAUGGUAACGGCGCUGAUGUGAAACAUGAUGACUCCUCUGCUUCUUCUAAUCAUUCCGAUUUGAAACUACUAAACGAAGAGGCGGGAGAACAAGUUGAGGGCGAUGUUUAUGUCGAAUAUAUACAAGGACUUCCACACCUGACAGUGCCGCUGCCAAGCAGAUUGGAAAAAUGUCGAUUUGCUUUAAGGCCUGUGUCGCAGAAAGUAGGCGAUCUAAUCGAAAUGUUGAAAAUUGAAGAUCACGGUAUAGAUCGAGCGGUUGUGCUGAACAAAUGUGGUGUACGGAUAGCGUCCACAUGUGCCAUCGAUAGCCUUAUGGAUGAGCCAUUUUGGCUACAAAUAAAUGACAACAAAUAUGAAGUGAACCCUCCUAAAAGGAAAAAAAUGGACUCAGAAGACUUACAGAGGCUUAGUGAUGUUAGAACUUUAGUAGCACAAUUAUAUGAAGCUUUACACGUCGGCGAAUAUCAUUUGCACAAGGAGCAGGAGCUAGUGAAAAAGAUAGAAAAUUUAAAAUUUGAAAUAUCACCCUUAGAAAUGGAGAAGCAAGAACUGGCUAGACUUGCGGAACGUAAAACUGUUAUUGCAACCUGGGUUGGCCUCAGCUUGAUGGCGGUUCAAUUCGGCGUUUUGGCGCGUCUCACAUGGUGGGAAUACUCUUGGGAUAUCAUGGAACCCGUCACAUACUUUGUAACCUAUGGCACCACGAUGGCCAUAUAUGCCUACUACUGCCUGACAAAAUCGGAAUAUGCUUUCGAAACCGUUAGAGAUCGUCUAUACCUGAUUACCAUGCAUAAAAAGGCCAAAAGGAAGAAUUUCGACAUUGAGAAGUAUAAUCUAUUGAAACGUGAGUUAGCCGAAGCUGAAUACGAUCUACGCCGUCUACGCGAUCCCAUCAAUUUACAACUGCCGCCACAUAUUGAUCGUUCACAACGGAUAACGCCAAUUCAGCCACCGAACGGUAGCGGCGGUGCGAGUGUCGAAACACGAAACAUAACAGCCGUUACAAGCGAAAAGAAACCCGUUAGCUUCCGACUGCCCUUUUUAGAUCCGAAAAAUUAGAUUUUUUAUAUACGUGUAGUACAUAUGUACGCAUGUAUGUAUGUACAUAUGUAACUACUAGUACAUGAAUAGGUGAUUUAUGAUUUCAAACAAAUUGUUGUGUAUGUAGUAUGUAUGUAUGUAUUUAUGUGAGUUUCAUACGAAAAGUAAGCACAAACUGGCUUCAUGCAAAAACAAUAGAGCAAACUUACAAAAAAAAAAAACAAACAAACAACAACAA
Molecule: messenger RNA, 2954 nt
Organism: Ceratitis capitata (Mediterranean fruit fly)
Lineage: Eukaryota; Metazoa; Arthropoda; Insecta; Diptera; Tephritidae
Gene: MCU
Product: calcium uniporter protein, mitochondrial
Exons: 9
Coding region: 767-2734 (655 amino acids)
Biological process (GO): calcium import into the mitochondrion; mitochondrial calcium ion homeostasis
Cellular component (GO): uniplex complex; mitochondrial inner membrane
Molecular function (GO): calcium channel activity; uniporter activity
Source: RefSeq, a predicted model, not a curated record